Messenger RNA from Pieris rapae (cabbage white), 564 nucleotides. RefSeq names its product cytochrome c oxidase assembly protein COX16 homolog, mitochondrial (gene l(3)neo43). The record is from RefSeq and is a predicted model, not a curated record. Lineage: Eukaryota; Metazoa; Arthropoda; Insecta; Lepidoptera; Pieridae. Gene Ontology annotation, biological process: mitochondrial respiratory chain complex IV assembly. The transcript has 2 exons. Bases 169 to 480 code for a protein of 103 amino acids. Gene Ontology annotation, cellular component: mitochondrial inner membrane.
UUAAAAAUUAAAAAAUUGAAAUUUGAUCAGAAAUCAGAAUUAAUUAAUGAGAUAUGAAAAAUAAUACAUAACUUAUAUGUCUGUUAUAUAUUUUUCCUAAAAUGAUGAUAUAUUUACUUUAAUACAAAUCACACAGUUAAAGCUUUCAAGAAAAUUGCAAGAAUCAAAAUGAACCAUCUGAGUUCACUGUCUAAGACUAUGAGAGAAUACAGUCGAAAAAAAUCUAUUAAGUAUGGGGUACCCUUCAUUUUAUUUAUAGUAGGAGGCUCUUUUGGACUUAGAGAAUGGACCCAACUUAGGUACCAAUUUUCACAAGUUAAAGGAGUGAGUAAAGAAGAAGCUGAAAAAAUGGGUCUUCAUAAGGCAAGGGAGGUUACGUUGGAAGAUGCUUAUGAAGAAAUACAAAACCUAGACAUUGAUAAUUGGGAAAAUAAAAGAGGACCAAGGCCCUGGGAAACUAAUGAAGAACAAAAAAAAUAAUGUCAUAUUUAUAAAUUAAAUAUUAAGAUUGAAAAGAUAUAAACUAUUAGAUAAUGUAGAUUAAAGAGUUGUGAUAUUUUUUAA